AUGGCAGGGGCUCGAGCUUCCCAAAGAUCGCCGGAGCAGAUCAAGAGUGAUCUUGAGAAAGAGUUCUUGUCACCUCCGACAACUUUCAAUCCAGAGUGGCUCAAUAAAUUGCAGCAAAGAUGGGACUACCUAACACCAAAUUACACCGAAGUUUGCCAGGUGGCUCCAACACAAACGAGGACAAUUACUCGGUUUACGCGAGAGGGACUUGAAGGCAAAGUAACAGGCUACAAAGAGGUCACUGUACCAGCUUCAAGUGCAACGGCAAAGAAUUCUACGUCACUUCUUCGAAGACCAGCCAAUCGAGCUGAUUUUGUCCGAGGGGCUGCGGGAUUCUUUCCAUUUGCGCCAGGUGGGCUUGAUGGAGUUGAUGCUAUCCAAGCUUACGAGGACAAGAGCCUACUGGAGGAGGAGAAUCGAACGGUCAGAAAGAAGCGUGGACUCGAUCAGAUCAUCAGCUUUGGAGGGGCGAAUGGCCUCUUGGAGAUCCCACCGGGUUUCACUCGUGGUAUGAAGUUUGCAGAUCAGAAGACGAAAGAGGCUCAAGAAGACGACGAAGAUGUCGAGAAGACACUGGCAGAGGCCGAUAAUGACACGGUUAGCACUCAGGAGCGACAAGUAAAUGGAGAAACCACACCGCCACUUACAAAUGGGACCGAGGAGACCAAGGGGGAUGAUGAUGAUGAUGACGACGACGACGACGAGGACACCGACCUCGACGACUUGCUGCCCGUCGAGUUUCCUUCUCUUGAACCGCACAGUCAAUUGACGGCAGCAUCUACAAAGAAGUCCGGACGAGAAUGGGCACAUGUAGUCGACAUCAACAAAGACAUUCCCAAUUUCCAUGAACUUGUUCCUGACAUGGCUCGGACAUGGCCUUUCGAGCUGGACACUUUUCAAAAAGAAGCUGUGUACCACCUCGAAAACGGAGACUCGGUAUUUGUGGCUGCACACACUUCGGCUGGAAAGACGGUGGUUGCAGAGUAUGCGAUUGCAUUGGCCGCAAAACACAUGACAAAGGCUAUCUACACGUCUCCAAUCAAGGCGCUUUCCAACCAAAAGUUCCGCGAUUUCAAGAAUGUCUUUGACGAUGUGGGCAUACUCACUGGCGAUGUCCAGAUCAAUCCUGAGGCUAGUUGCCUGAUUAUGACAACAGAAAUUCUGCGAAGCAUGCUGUAUCGUGGAGCUGAUCUCAUCCGCGACGUCGAAUUCGUCAUCUUUGAUGAAGUCCACUACGUCAACGACCUUGAACGUGGUGUUGUAUGGGAAGAAGUCAUCAUCAUGCUCCCUGAACAUGUCACUCUUAUUCUCCUAUCGGCCACUGUACCGAAUACCUACGAGUUUGCUUCUUGGGUGGGUCGAACGAAAAAGAAGAACAUCUACGUCAUUUCGACACCCAAAAGACCUGUUCCUCUCGAGCAUUAUUUGUGGGCUGGCAAAGAGAUGCACAAGAUAGUUGACUCUGAAAAGAGGUUCCUCCAGAAAGGUUGGAAAGCAGCGAACGAUAUUCUCUCCGGCCUCGACAAGGUGAAAGAGCAAAGAGCAAUUGAGGCGCAGACUCCGUCCCGAGGUGGUCCUCAAAGAGGCGGCCGUGGGCAACAAGCACGUGGUGGACCUCAGCGUGGCGGGUCGAACCAGCGAGGAGGUCAGAACCAAAGAGGGGGCUCGCAACAACGGGGGCAAGUCGCCAAUCGCGGACACGGAAACAUCGCACGCACAGGAAGAGGUGGUGGCAGGACAACUGCGGCCCAAGAUCGCAAUCUCUGGGUCCAUCUCGUGCAACACCUGAAAAAAGAAAAUCUUCUGCCUGCGUGUAUUUUUGUGUUCUCCAAGAAGCGAUGCGAGGAGAAUGCCGACUCUCUAUCAAACCAAGACUUUUGCACAGCCACUGAGAAGAGUGCCAUUCACAUGAUUAUAGAAAAGUCGAUUGCGCGACUGAAGCCCGAAGACCGCGGAUUGCCACAGAUCCGACGACUGCGAGAGAUGCUUGGACGUGGCGUCGCGGUACACCACGGCGGCCUCCUACCUAUUGUCAAGGAAAUCGUCGAGAUAUUGUUUGCGAGGACGUUGGUGAAAGUCUUGUUCGCCACCGAGACAUUCGCCAUGGGCCUCAAUCUCCCCACGCGAACGGUGGUCUUCUCGGGCUACCGCAAACACGAUGGACGCGAUUUUCGUAACUUACUUCCGGGCGAGUACACUCAGAUGGCUGGCCGUGCUGGUCGCAGAGGUCUUGACACGGUCGGCACGGUCAUCAUCGUCUGUCCCGGAAAAUCCGAGGCUCCUCCCGCAGGUGAACUGACUCAGAUGAUUACCGGACCCGCGACGAAACUUCGUAGUCAAUUCCGGUUGCAUUACAACAUGAUACUGAAUCUGAUGCGAGUCGAGGCUUUGAAGAUUGAGGAGAUGAUCAAACGCAGUUUCUCUGAGAAUGCGACUCAAGCUUUACUCCCGCAACAUGAGAAACAGGUGGCACUUUCACAGGCAAACCUCGACAAGAUCAAGCGUGAGCCUUGCGAUAUCUGCGACAUUGACCUAGAAACAUGUCAUGCAGCAGCCAUGAGGUUUGAACAACUGACGAAGGAGCUACACAUCAACCUACUGUCGUCGGGAGUCGGUCGCCGUCUCUGGCAAGCCCGCAAAUUGAUCGUGUACAAAAAGGACGGUAUUCGCAAAGUCGGCGUUUUGCUCGAGGACGGCUCGCGAGGCGGCCCUGUGCCUCAUCUCAACGUCCUGGAGAUUUCGGAAAUCGACCCCCAGCGAUCAACGAAAGACCUAUUGCCCUACCUCCCACGAUUCCGAACUAUGUUCACCCCGUUGCCAGACAAGCCAGAGAAAGUGAAGCAAAGCGUGAUUCAAGUGUUGCUGGACGAUGUGCAAUGCGUGACCCAGACGCUUGUCAAGGUUAGAGGACCCCCUUGGUAUCUGAAAGUCAGGAAAGUGCAAAAGAAAUUUGCCGAGGAGGAUUUUGUCAACAUGUACCCAUCGUGGGAUUCGAGCGUGUGGGAUGAGCAAGACUGGAACAAAGUGCCCGAAUUGCACGUCCGCGAACUGCUCGCCGAGAGGACCAAGGUGGCGGCUGUCGCGCAGAAUGCGCAGUGUCUUGACUGUCCCAACUUUCUGAAACAUUACGGCAUGCAGCACGACGAAUGGCUGAUCAAGGAGAACAUCGAAGCGCUGAAGAUGUUGAUGUCUGACCAGAAUCUGUCGUUGCUGCCGGACUAUCAGCAGAGAACCGAAGUCUUGAAAGAUCUGGGUUUCGUCGACGAAGAGUCUCGAGUCCAGUUGAAAGGGAAGGUUGCUUGUGAGAUCCAUUCGGCGGAUGAGUUGGUUCUGACGGAGCUGAUUCUGGAAAAUGUGUUGGCGCAGUUUGAACCCGAAGAGAUCGUCGCGCUCUUGUCGUGUUUUGUGUUCCAGGAGAAAACCGACAAUGAACCUCAGCUCAGCGAGAACCUCAAACGGGGCAAAGAGGCCAUCAUCCAGAUUGCGGAAAAGGUCAACAAGUACCAGAUCCUGCAUCAGGUCAUCCUGUCCUCUGACGAUGCCAACGAUUUCGAGUCUCGGCCGAGGUUUGGUCUGGUGGAAGUUGUGUACGAGUGGGCGAGAGGAAUGUCUUUCAAUCGCAUCACUGAUCUGACUGAUGUCAUGGAGGGGACGAUUGUGAGAGUCGUCACGAGGUUGGACGAGACGUGCAGAGAAGUCAUGAGUGCCGCGCGGCUCAUCGGGGAUCCGUCCCUGUACCAGAAGAUGGACAAGGCGAGGGAGUUGAUCCGACGAGAUGUGGUUUUUACAGCAAGUCUGUACAUGUAG
Molecule: messenger RNA, 3807 nt
Organism: Exophiala spinifera
Lineage: Eukaryota; Fungi; Ascomycota; Eurotiomycetes; Chaetothyriales; Herpotrichiellaceae
Exons: 4
Coding region: 1-3807 (1268 amino acids)
Biological process (GO): nuclear-transcribed mRNA catabolic process, 3'-5' exonucleolytic nonsense-mediated decay
Cellular component (GO): Ski complex
Molecular function (GO): RNA binding; RNA helicase activity; ATP binding
Source: RefSeq, a predicted model, not a curated record